Trematomus bernacchii (emerald rockcod) is the source of this 2014-nucleotide messenger RNA. RefSeq names its product heat shock protein family, member 7 (cardiovascular) (gene hspb7). Gene Ontology annotation, biological process: heart development. The coding region runs from base 195 to 665 and encodes 156 amino acids. NCBI's taxonomy places the organism in Eukaryota, Metazoa, Chordata, Actinopteri, Perciformes, Nototheniidae. The record is from RefSeq and is a predicted model, not a curated record. Gene Ontology annotation, cellular component: nucleus; cytoplasm. The transcript is spliced from 3 exons.
AUCAUUCUACCUAACACAAACAAGAAAAAAACAAUAUAAAGAAAAAGUAAGAAAGAAGACAGAAGAGCUGUGGGAAUUAUUUCUUACUUUUAAGCCUCUGGAAGAGUCCCAGAGCAGAAGAAUCAACUCUCUCCGCCUCCCUCUUCCCUCCCAUUACUCUCCUCCUCUGCCUAACCCAGAACACUCAGCCAUCCAUGAGUGGGACCAACUCCUCUGCCUAUCGAUCGGAGCGUAGUUUUCACCAGACUUCAUCCUCAUCCUCAUCUUCUAGUAACCCAUACAUGGAGAAGAGCCGGGGACUGUUUGCCGAGGACUUUGGCUCCUUCAUGAGGCCUGGGAGCGACGCUCUGGGGUUUUCCAGUGGCUCUGGAAAUAUCAAGACUCUUGGGGAUUCGUACCAGUUCACAGUUGACGUGCGAGACUUCUCCCCUGAAGAUGUCAUCGUCACCACAUCCAACAACCAGAUUGAAGUUCAUGCGGAAAAGUUGGCACAGGAUGGUUCAGUGAUGAACACGUUCACACACAAGUGCCAACUACCUGAGGAUGUGGACCCCACCUCAGUGACAUCAUCACUGGGCGCAGAAGGGACCCUAACAGUCAAAGCACGGCGACUACCGGCCAAACACGAGCUCGUACAGACCUUCCGCACCGAGAUCAAGAUCUAAAGAACUGACCCGCUUUCUCAUCACAGAUUUCUCACUUUUUUUGUUCUUAUGCUUCUUCCUUAUUUUCUGUCUUUACUUAAACCAUUCUACUUUAAAAACUCAGCAGAGAGUUGGCACUAUGCUCUAUAAAACAUGCCAGGUCCUCCAUCUCCAUGUCUGCAACAAUGCUGCUCUUCAUUUAUAUUCUGAGUUAGUUCAACAUACACAGCAGCAGUAGGUCAAACCUGCAGGUUCUCUCACACACCCACACACACACACACACACACACACACACACACACACACACACACACACACACACACACACACACACACACACACACACACACACACACACACACACACACACUACUAAAAAUGAAGACUCACCUAACAAAUUGAUGGUUACCACGUUAAUAAUAAUUUGUAAUAUAUCACAUUUGUGUGAAUAAAGUAAUCCUGCUUUGACAUAAACAUGUGAGCUAUUUCAUUGAUUUAGAUCGGGACUAAAGUAUAGUUUAAGCUACCAAUGGAGAGUUGACAAUCUAUAAGAAACGUACAAAUCUUGGGUAUUUAAAUUUAAAUUUUUUGUAAGGGCGAAUAUAGCUGGUAAUGGCUUGAGUAUUUCUUCCCUUGUGUAUAAUGAAUGCAUUUAUAGAGAAGGCUUUUAAACAACAUUUAGGGUUUCAUCUUGGAGAAAUCUUCUUUUUUUUUAAACAGCUGAAAGUGUAAAUAAUUGGAAAAUUCAAUAUGGUAAUACAAAUAAAAAAAAACAAAUAUGGGCUUGAAGGUGAGUAGGCAGUAAACAGCACAAGGCAAUCUUUUCUGUUCUGAAAAUCAGUACGAAAGCUCAGAGGUGAUUCUAUUCAGUGUUUUGUGUGUUUUGUCUGUCCUGUUUCCAUGAGAAAAUAAUUUCGAAGGCUCUUUUCAAUCUAAAAUAAUUUCGACAGCUUUGUGAUGUGGCUGUAAUUCACUUUAUGUUCGAGCCAGGCUGUGACCUUUGCAUUUUGGAAAGCUUUUCCCUGUGAAAGACCACAUAACAGAAUGAUUUAUGUUAGACUGUGAAGCAGCGUAGAAAUUAAUGAUAUAUGUUAUUUUCAGAGUGAUGGGGAAAUGAUUAUGAAUUAUUAUUCUUAUAGGACGUUCACAAUUCUCAUUGCAUUUUAUACUCAUUACAUCGGCACUAGCAUAUAAUAGAGCAUGCUUUUUUUAGUUGAAAGGAUACUUAAUACAAAAGCCUAUAGGUUUUUGAGGGGUUUGCCAUUCAUUACAUUGAUGGCUUCAACUUCACAUUUAUGAAUCAGAUUAAUAGCGUGUUGCUGCUUCAGAUAAUACCAGCCAGGGGAUUAAAGCACUGAUAUACAUAAUAAA